AAAAAAGAGAGAGAGAGAGACAGAUUGAUUUUUCUUCAUAUCGACUCGCUUGAAUUCAUAGAAUCAAAGAAAAUAAAACCAAAAAAAUCAAAGGGGUUCACUAAAAGUGCGCCAAAAUUGCGAAUACUAAGGAGUAUGAGCUGCAAAAUGCAGAGGGGACCUCUGCUGGUUCGUCACCUACGCAGAAACUUAUGGACGAUCAACCUCGAAGUGAACCAUCACGGAUCUCCCCCUUUGAAGUUACCGAGCUGCAUCCGGCACCGACCGGUUUAAUCCUCGAGGGAGGAGAUUAUCCUCCAAUUCAAAGCUUUGCAGACGCAAAAAACAUAUGGUGUAUUGAGUCCUCCAAGCUAUGGGCCAUAGCUACUCCUAUUGCAUUCAAUAUUUGGUGCAAUUAUGGAAUCAACUCCUUCACCAAUAUCUUUGCCGGCCAUAUUGGUGAUAUCGAGCUCUCAGCUGUCGCCAUUGCUUUAUCUGUCGUUGCAAACUUCUCUUUUGGCUUCUUGCUUGGAAUGGCCAGUGCGUUAGAGACGCUAUGCGGGCAGGCAUUUGGCGCGGGACAAAUAGACAUGCUAGGCGUAUAUAUGCAGCGAUCAUGGAUAAUCUUAUUUGGGGCCUGUUUCGCGCUGUUGCCGCUCUACUUAUACGCCACCCCACUCCUGAAACUCCUUGGACAAGAGUCUGAAAUCGCAGAUCUUGCCGGAGAUUUCACCAUGCAAGUUGUACCUCAAAUGUUCUCGUUAGCCAUUAAUUUCCCGACACAGAAGUUCCUACAGUCACAGAGCAAGGUUGGGGUCUUGGCCUGGAUUGGCCUUGCUGCCUUCAUUGGACAUAUCAUGAUAAUUUACCUCUUCGUUAUCGUGUUCGAGUGGGGUACCAUUGGUGCAGCGGUGGCUUACGACAUCUCGGCUUGGUUGGUUGCACUGGCUCAACUUGUGUAUGUUGUCUGCUGUUGCAAGGAUGGUUGGACUGGGUUAUCAUGGUUAGCCUUUAAGGAUCUUUGGGGUUUCACAAAACUUUCUAUAGCUUCGGCCGUGAUGCUAUGCUUAGAGAUUUGGUAUUUCAUGAUGAUCAUUGUUCUCACAGGUCACCUCGACGAUCCGGUCAUUGCAGUUGGCUCUCUUUCCAUCUGCAUGAACAUCAAUGGCUGGGAAGGCAUGUUGUUUAUAGGAAUAAAUGCAGCUAUAAGUGUGAGAGUGUCGAAUGAGCUCGGAUAUGGACAUCCGAGAGCCGCAAAAUAUUCUGUGAUAAUCACGGUGAUACAGUCGCUUCUCAUAGGAAUACUUUCGGCGCUAGCAAUCUUGGCUACGCGAAACAAAUUUGCUGUCAUCUUUACCAAUAGUAUAGAGAUGCAAAAGGCCGUGGCUCGUUUGGCUCAUUUUCUUGGCAUAACCAUGGUGCUAAACAGUGUGCAGCCGGUUAUAUCAGGUGUUGCUGUGGGAGGAGGUUGGCAAGCCCUGGUAGCUUAUGUAAACUUGUUCUGCUAUUACGUUGUUGGCCUCCCACUUGGAUUUUUUCUCGGCUAUCAUAACCAUUCUGGGGUGGAGGGAAUCUGGAUUGGCAUGAUUUGUGGGACAUUCUUGCAGACAUUAAUCCUGUUGUAUAUUAUCUACAAAACUAACUGGAACACAGAGGUUGAACAUGCAUCGGAACGAAUGCGGCAAUGGGGAGCUGAAAUGAACGUCCCCCACUACGGAAUCAAUUAGUCACAGCAAACCUAAGACCUACUUUGUACACUUUUUGUACCAUUCUUCUUUGGUUCCUUUUCUUUAGAGCCAAGUAUAGUUUUAAACAUUUUUAAAAAAUUAUCCCAAUGCAAAGAGUACGUGGCAACAUAUAUGUAAAUAGCUAGGUUUGGUUACCGGAUGAAAACAUGUUAGACAACGAAAUUGUAA
Molecule: messenger RNA, 1895 nt
Organism: Hibiscus syriacus
Lineage: Eukaryota; Viridiplantae; Streptophyta; Magnoliopsida; Malvales; Malvaceae
Product: protein DETOXIFICATION 34-like
Exons: 7
Coding region: 192-1706 (504 amino acids)
Biological process (GO): xenobiotic detoxification by transmembrane export across the plasma membrane
Cellular component (GO): membrane
Molecular function (GO): xenobiotic transmembrane transporter activity; antiporter activity
Source: RefSeq, a predicted model, not a curated record